Triticum aestivum (bread wheat) is the source of this 3499-nucleotide messenger RNA. Its product is annotated as ent-kaur-16-ene synthase, chloroplastic-like. Bases 1279 to 3429 code for a protein of 716 amino acids. The record is from RefSeq and is a predicted model, not a curated record. The transcript is spliced from 12 exons. Lineage: Eukaryota; Viridiplantae; Streptophyta; Magnoliopsida; Poales; Poaceae. Gene Ontology annotation, molecular function: magnesium ion binding; terpene synthase activity. Gene Ontology annotation, biological process: diterpenoid biosynthetic process.
GCUUCCUUUUUUUAGAUUUUUCGCUGGACUUGUGAUAGGGCCGGCCCAUUUGUGUGCCGCUUCAGCGAAGCCGCGAUAAACGGACACUGACGGGCUGCGUAUAGGAGCUCUCCAUGCGGACAGGUCGCGGCAUCAAAUCCCGUCGCAACCAUUUUUUUUUUUGGGGGCCAUUUACUCUCUUUGCGGUCUAAAAAUAAAACAAAGAGCAAAGCUCUAGCAGCUGCGUCCUGCAUGUUAUAUUGUGUACCUAGGGUACCUAAUCUAUUUGUUUUGUGCCUAAUUUUUAAUCCAAUUUUAUUUGAAAUAACUCGGGUGGUAUAAUGCUGAGAUUUCCUUUUUUUUCAAAAACCAGAUAUGCCAGUGCUAUCCAGUACAAAUUUGCAGCCGAGAAAAAAAACCUGCGUGUGAUGACAGGGUUACGAUCCGAACAGUGAGUACUAGGGGUACGAAAGAGGGGCAGAGCCUACCUACGGUGCAGGUGUGACACUCGGUGUUUACGAGUUCAGACCCUUCUUGAAGGAGGUAACAACCAUACGUCUCGGUCCUGAGGCUUGUAUUCUCUUGAGGGAUAUGAUUACAGAGAGUGCUUAAUCCUUUCCCAAGAGGAAGAGGGUAGCUUAUAUAAAGUGCGCCGCUGCCUCUCCAACACCAGGUUGCAAGGGUGAUUUAAGUGUCAAAACUACGAUGGUUACUAGUGUAAAUAACCACAAGUACGGUAGUUAUAGGUAACAGUAGCCAUAACUACGUUAAACCCCGACUUAAGACUACUCGAUCAUUGCAGCUCCAACGUUACCCCAUCGUCUCCCUUGUCCGAUUGAUGGUGGCUGGGCCGACUGGAGGGAAGAUGUUCGAGUGCUGCCGGUGCGUCCGAGUGGACUUCUUUGUCAUGCGCAUCCUAAUGCGCAUGUGGUCCAGAGACCUAACAAUGAUGGUGUGGGACCUUAGGUUGGUCCUAGAUGUCAGGUCUUUGACACUACCUUUAGUAGGUGACCUCCUCAUGUGACACCUUGUUCAGAUAAACUAUGUUAAACUGGUCAAGAAUGAAAAAGGUAGUUGUUUUCUAAUUUCAUUUUUCUUUUCAACUAUUCCGGAAUUAAAUGUCCAGAGUGGACUUGGAGCAAUAUUUACUGUAGAAAAAUGGUCUUCUCUGUUAAAUAUUUGAUGAAUGGGAAUGGUCGCAUCGAGUUAAUACCGUAAACAACAUAGGAACGGAAGGAUGUAAUAAGGAAGCAGCUCAACAAUCCCGAAUUAUCUCUAUCUUCGUAUGACACUGCAUGGAUGGCUUUGGUGCCAUUGCCUCGUUCUCCUUCGUCUCCAUGCUUCCCUGGGUGUGUGGAAUGGAUAUUGCAAAAUCAACAUGAUAAUGGAUCUUGGGGUAUCCAUGAAGCCGACUCUUCAGCCAAAAAGGAUCUUCUCUUGUCCACAUUGGCUUGUGUUGUUGCACUUAAAAAAUGGAACAUUGGCCUCGAGCACAUAAGGAGAGGACUGAGUUUCAUUGAAAGAAAUAUCUCCAUUGCCAUGAAUAAGAUUGAUACUCCUAUAGGAUUUGACAUAAUAUUUCCUAGUUUGCUUAGCACUGCCAUUGGGAUUGGUCUAGAAUUGACUAUUCCACAGACUGAUGUUGAUGGGAUUCUUCACCUCAGAGAGGAGGAAUUAAAACGACUUGCUGGAGAUAAAUCUUGCGGGAAAGAUGCAUAUAUGGCUUACAUAGCCGAAGGGUUAGGAAAUCAAUUAGACUGGAAUGAAACAAUGAAGUUCCAGAGAAAGAACGGAUCAUUCUUCGACUCUCCUUCGACAACUGCUGCUUCCGUGAUUUUCAAUUACGAUGAAAAGGCUCUCCAAUAUCUAGAUUUACUUGUCAGCCAUUUUGGAAGUGCAGUUCCAACAGUUUACCCGAUAAAUAUACAAUUUCAGCUCUCAUUGGUUGAUUCUCUUCAAAAAGUUGGAAUAUAUAAGCAGUUUUCUAGUGAGAUAAAUGACAUUCUAGAUAUGACAUACAGUUUGUGGUUGCAAAGAGAUGAGAAAAUCGUGCUAGACAUCACAACAUGUGCAAUGGCAUUUCGCCUUUUACGGAUGAAUGGAUACGAUGUCUCCUCAGAUGGCAUGUCCCAUGUUGCGGAACUCUCCAGUUUCACUAGUUCACUAAAAGGAUAUUUGAAUGAUACAAAAUGCAUACUUGAAUUGUACAAGGCUUCAAAACUAUGUUUGUCAGAAGAUGACGUGAUAUUGGACAAUAUAGCCAUCUGGUCUGCCAGCUUAUUGAAGGAAAAGUUGUGCUCUAAUGAGGUGCAAAGAGAGCCAAUUUUUGUGGAGGUGGUUCAUGCUCUUGAAUUUCCCUUUUAUGCCACAUUGGAACGUCUAGACCACAGGUGCAAUAUCGAAAAUUUUGAUGCUAGGAGUGCUCAGAUGCAAAAGACGGAAUACUUGCCAUAUGGUGUAUUCCAAGAUAUUUUGGCUUUGGCUGUUGAAGAUUUCACUACUUGUCAAUCUAUUUAUCAGGAUGAGCUCCUUCAUCUUGACAGUUGGGUCAAAGAGCACGGGCUGGACCAGCUAAAAUUUGCACGACAGAAGCUGCCAUAUAUCUAUCUCUCGGCUGCGGCUAACAUAUGCGAGCCAGAAUUGUCAGAUGCCCGCAGUUCAUUGACCAAAAAUGCAGUACUUACCACCGUUGUUGAUGACUUUUUUGAUGUUGGGGGAUCAAUUGAAGAACUGGGAAACCUCAUAUCAUUGGUUGAGAAGUGGGAUGGGCACAACGAAGAAGAUUUCUACUCAGAGGAAGUAAAAAUAGUAUUUUCUGCUCUAUAUUCAACUGUCAACCAGCUUGGGGCAAUGGCUUCCACACUGCAAAAUCGGGAUGUUAGAGAACACAUGAUAGACGCAUGGUUACAUGCAAUGAGGGGUACGAUGACCGAGGCAGUAUGGCAGAGGAGCCAAUAUGUGCCAACAAUUGAAGAGUACAUGAAAAAUGCAGUUCCUUCUUAUCUUAUGGGCCCCAUUCUGUUCCCAACAUUAUAUUUUUUGCGAGAAAAUCUCAAGGCUACUGUUGUCAAAGAUCACGAAUACAAUGAGUUAUAUCGGCUAAUGAGCACUUGUGGCCGUCUCCUGAAUGACAGUCAAAGUUUUGAGAGGGAGGGCAGCGAAGGCAAACUGAACAUAGUCCAUCUGCUUAUUCUUCACAGUGGUGGUUCUAUGUCUAUAGAAGACGCCCUAGGUGUGGUGCACAAGUCCAUAGAUACUUGCAGGAAAGAUCUGCAAAAAUUGGUUUUUAGGAAAGGAAGCGUCGUUCCGAGAACAUUCAAAAAGCGGUUCUGGAACAUAUGCCAGACUAACUUCGUGUACUACCGCGAGACAGAUGGAUUUAGCUCGCCAACUUCAUUGAACAGCCUAGUGAAUGCAGUUAUCAAUGAGCCUCUCAAAGUACCAAAUUAGCAAUCCAUCGUCCGCUAGCUGUUUCAUCCAAUAGUAUAUGGACUACCUGUGUCGAAUAAAGCCAUCUACA